UAAAGGAUCAAAAUAUAUUCCCCUUUAUAUCAGGUGUCUUUCCAACCACAUACUUUUAAUUAUUGAUCAGUUGUAGCCGAUUACCAAGACUUUUAUUUUGUCAUCAUAUCCCACUCUUUAAAUGUCACAACAUCUCCUUCCUCGUCCGACACGACAAAACAUGUUCAUACUCUUCACAAAACAUCUCUUCUCCUUCUCUCUUAUUAUCAUAUGCUUAAUCAACACCACCACCUUAGCUCAACCACCACCUUUCUUCCACCACAUAUGUGAGAACAAAGCUAACUACACCAUAAACAGUACGUACCAAAGAAACCUCGACACCGCCCUCUUGGCCCUCCCCACCACCAACUCUGGCUUUGGCUACUACAACUUCAGUACCGGCCAACUCAGUGACAGAGUCAUCUCGUUCGCUCUUUGUCGUGGUGAUAUUGAACCCGCUGUAUGCACAAAGUGUUUGAAUGACUCCAUCAUUAAGUUAAGAGAACUCUGCCCCAACCAAACAGAAUCCAUAGGAUAUUACGAGCCAUGCUUUUUGAAAUACUCCAAAGAGACUGGAAAUGCAAAUACUGUGAUUUUGCCUAGCCUUAUAAGUGUGAGUAAUGUUGAUCAGUUCAAUAGGGCUGUUAGAGAGUUGAUGGACCGGUUGAGACGUCAGGCCGCUGCUGGCGGUCCGCUACUGAAGUUUGCCACAGGGAACAUAAAUGGGCCAGAUUUUCCAACGAUCCAUGGUCUUGUGCAGUGUACUCCAAACUUGUCGGAGCAAGUGUGUAGUGAUUGUUUGGAGGCUGCGGUGAACAGGAUCCCAAAUACCAGUAUUAAUGGGAGAGAUGGCGGGAGAAUUCUUCAAUCGACGUGUAAUUUUAGGUUUGAGGUAUAUGAUUUUUUCAAUCAGACUACUCCGUCACUUCCACAACCAUCUCCGUCACCACCAGGUAAAGAGGAACACACAACUCUUACUGUGAUAUUAGUAAUUGUUUUUGUGACAAUUGCGGCCAUCAUAAUUGCUUCAUUGUGUUUCUUUAUGAGGAUCAUGAAGAAGAAAACACAAAUUUCAUCACCUCAUGAAAGUACCCAGACUGAAACUAUGGACAUUAGCGUUGCUGAACCAUUACAAUACAGCUUUAGUGCAAUCAAAGCAGCAACUAAUGACUUUUCCGAAGACAAUAAGCUCGGACGAGGUGGAUUCGGUGCCGUUUACAAGGGUACUCUUAUAGACGGGAAUGAAAUAGCAGUAAAGAGACUAGCAAGGAAUUCGCAACAAGGUGAUGUUGAAUUCAAGAAUGAGAUUUUGCUAGUUUUGAAGCUUCAACAUCGUAAUUUGGUUAGGCUCCUUGGUUACAGCAUAGAAGGAAAGGAAAGACUUCUUAUUUACGAGUUCUUGCCAAAUGGAAGCCUUAAUCAGUUUAUAUUUGAUCCAACUAAAGGUAAACUUCUUGAUUGGGAAAUUCGAUACAAUAUCAUCAAAGGAAUUGCAAAGGGAUUACUAUACCUUCAUGAAGAUUCUCGUCUAAGGAUAAUUCAUCGUGACAUGAAGGCUAGUAAUGUUCUGUUAGAUGCAGAAAUGAACCCUAAAAUUGCUGACUUUGGUCUCGCAAGAUUGUUUAAACACGAGGAAACUCAUGGAGACACGGGUCGUAUUGUUGGAACAUAUGGUUACAUGGCACCCGAAUACGUUUUGCAUGGUCAUUUCUCAGUGAAAUCAGACGUCUUUAGCUUUGGAGUGUUGGUACUAGAGAUCAUAACGGGUCAAGAGAAAAAUAGUUUUCAGAAUGGCGAGAGCCUAAAAGAUCUUCUUAACUUUGUAUGGGAAAACUGGAGAAAUGGGACGACACUAGAUAUCAUAGACCCCACAUUAAAAAUGGGAUCCACUUUAUCACAUGAUAUUGUUAGAAGUAUCCACAUUGGGUUACUAUGUGUUCAGGCUAGCGUCAUCAAUAGGCCAACUAUGGCUUCGGUUGUUCUUAUGCUCCAUAGUACUUCUCUCAUGCUUCCCGUACCAUCAGAGCCUCCAUUUUUCGGUUCCUCAAUAGAGACAAAUUUAGAAAAUCCUAAACUAACACAGUCUACAAAGGAUGUUUCGGUCUGAUUUCAUUUCCAGAUAAGUAUGUAUAGUACAUGAUUUUGUGAUUUCCUUCAAGAAACUAUUUGUUUUUGUUUUUAGAUGUCCUAUUUUUCCAUGUGUUAACUAAUGAAUCACAAUUGUAUCUAUCAUAAACCGUAACGAGUUGGAUUAGUGAAAUUUUCACGCUUAUCUAAGUAAAGUGAAGUGAUUGUUUAA
Messenger RNA from Helianthus annuus (common sunflower), 2278 nucleotides. Its product is annotated as putative receptor-like protein kinase At4g00960. The coding region runs from base 122 to 2086 and encodes 654 amino acids. Gene Ontology annotation, molecular function: ATP binding; protein kinase activity. The record is from RefSeq and is a predicted model, not a curated record. Gene Ontology annotation, biological process: protein phosphorylation. NCBI's taxonomy places the organism in Eukaryota, Viridiplantae, Streptophyta, Magnoliopsida, Asterales, Asteraceae. The transcript is spliced from 7 exons.